Molecule: messenger RNA, 3233 nt
Organism: Exophiala dermatitidis NIH/UT8656
Lineage: Eukaryota; Fungi; Ascomycota; Eurotiomycetes; Chaetothyriales; Herpotrichiellaceae
Product: cytochrome P450 oxidoreductase
Exons: 5
Coding region: 1155-2699 (514 amino acids)
Molecular function (GO): heme binding; iron ion binding; monooxygenase activity
Source: RefSeq, a predicted model, not a curated record
GCCGCAUCACGAUCUUUUUGUCGGUGUGUCGGCCUCAAACCACGGAUAUGGUCUGUCUAGUCUGCACUGCUUCUUUGCCUUUGCCUUUGCCUUUGCCGCUGCCGUGCCACUGUACUGUAAGGCAGCACUACCUAGAGUACCCGAUAUGUACGGCUGAUCUCUUUUCUACCACUACCACCACAAUCAAUGAACCGCCCCUAGUCAAGGCCAGUUCAGAUCUCAAACCACCACCACCGGCAAAACUCCCCGUUGUCAUUAAUGAUUACCAGAGUCGUCUGAUUGAUUGACCGACCGAUCGACCCAACCGACAGGACCUACCUCACUCAGACCAGCCCGGCCCGGCAAUCGUGGGGCUGAGCUGACCUGAGCUUCCCAGGUACGAGGUGGGGCCAACCUUAUGUCUUCUCUCCUCCCUCUCCCUCUCCUUUCACCAAGCUGGGGAACGGAGAUGGAGAUGGGGGAUGGGGAUCGAAGAUGGGGAAGGUAGGUGACCGGGGGAAGCGUACCAGUGAGUGUGAGAGCCCAAGCUUGAACCAUGAGCCGAACACCACCACCACCACUGCACCACUUACCACCACCUUUGUACGGCAAAAGACCCGGAGUAACAAACAGUAACUGCCAUGCAGUGGCAGUGGACAACCCAGGGUCAGUCCCGAGAACCCAUCCCAUCCAUGAACAUGGAUGUCCUUAUCAUGUCUGGUUUCCUCCCUCCCGCUUCCAGCUCCCAUGUGUGGAGAGGGCCAAUUGCCUUUGCCUUGCCUUGCCGUUGCCGUGCCGUGCCCGUGGUCCUUUUCUGUGACCGCUCAGCGCGCCAGUAAGUGGCGGUCCUUUUCCUUUCUUUUGGUUUCUCUUUCCCUGGAUGGUCAUCGAAUCGAUAAACGAGUCUGGAAAGUGGACACACGCAGAGAAACAAAGCAUCGGGAGUGAGUGGUGUGGCAGCUGGCGUCAGUUCGGUCUGGGUCUUUAUUUGUACGACAACCCACCUGCUACAUAGAUCACUAGUACUACACCUACUUGUUGAGUACUACGAUACCCGACAGACCUCGUCGUCGACUCGUCUCUGCUUCAAUAAAGGUCACACCGUGCAGCGGCGCGCGCCUCUCGACCAGACUUGGAACUCGUCAGCUUCGUGUCCGUGCAUAUCAAGAAUCAAGAUGGCAGCCUCGGCGACCGACGACAGACCUGUGACGCAGUCCGCCGUUCUGCUGGUAUGGCAGUUCCUAAAGGCUCAUCCUUUCCUCAUCAUCUUUGUUCUUCUGUUCGUCCGACCUCUAUAUAACCGAUACUCGUCGCCGUUGAGACAAUUCCCCGGUCCAUUUCUCGCAUCUUGCACCAGGCUAUGGAAAGUAUGGAGUGUCUGGACAGGCAAAAACGAGCAACAUCAAAUCGCGCUCCACAAGAAAUACGGACCCGUUGUGCGCAUUGCGCCAAACGAGGUAUCGUUUUCGUCACCCGAUGCGGCCAUUGAACUGUUCAAGACGGGCAAAGGAUUCCACAAGACCGACUUCUACGGCGUGUUCCCACCGCCCGAAAACCCAGACAUCUUCACCGAGACGCGCGAGGCCGUGCAUGGCGUCAAGAAGCGCUACGCCGCGACGCCCUACAGUCUGGCAUCGAUGAUGCAAAGCACGCCGCGCAUCGAAGAGACCGAAAGACUCCUGAUUCGGAAACUGGAUGGAUUCGCCGAUGGAAAAACAAUCUGCGAUCUUGGAGACUGGUUGCAUUAUUUUGCUUUUGAUGUCCUAGGCGAAGUCGCAUUCUCGAGUAACUUUGGCUUCCUCGAAGCCGGGGUCGAUGUCGACGGGGCGAUCCGCACAAUCGACAACUCGCAAUGGUAUAAUGGGCUGGUCGGCCAGGUCCCAUGGCUGGACCAUCUACUGCGUCGAAACCCACUGUGGCAAUUCAUUCCGUUCCUGGCGACCAAGAAUGCACUCGUGACACGCACGGCCCUGGCGCAGCUGGAGAAACGCAAGAAUCCGCCUCCGGGCAAGAAACCCGAGGAAUAUAGAGAUUUACUCAACAGUUUGAUCGAGUCUCAGCGCCAACAUCCCGAAGCAUUAGGUCCAGGGGACGUGUUUGCCAUUGCCCACGGGGCCAUCUUUGCGGGCAGCGACAGCACGGCUAGUACCAUGCAGAGUUUCUGCUGGUACGUGCUGGCCAACCGACGCGUCUAUGAUAAAUUGGUUGAGGAGUUAUUGACUGCGAAUCUUUCCGAGAUGGUCACCUACAAUGAAGCCCAGAGUCUGCCUUAUUUCCAGGCUUGUCUGAAAGAAGCCAUGAGGAUUGCCCCGGCCGUCGGAUUGAAUAUUACAAGAAAAGUCCCGCCCGGCGGUGCUGAGAUCAAUGGUGUCAAACUGCCCGCUGGGACUGAGGUCGCUGUCAAUGGUUGGGUCUUGCAUCGAGACAAGUCUGUCUUUGGGGAAGAUGCCGAUGUUUACAGGCCUGAACGGUGGUUGGAGGGCGAUAAGGAGAAGAUCAAGUUGAUGGAUAGGUGUAUGUUUCAGUUCGGCGGCGGAUCCCACGUCUGCAUCGGUCGCCAUUUAGCCCUGCUCGAAAUGAACAAGGUCCUCCCCCAGAUCUUCCGCCGCUACGACAUCCAGCUGGUCAAUCCGAGUAAGCCGCUCGAACAUCAUUCCAGCUUUUUUGUCGUUCAGUGGGGGUUGUUGGUUUACUUGACCUUGAGGGAGGGUCAGGCUUGAAUAGCUUGAAUAGCUUGAAUGAAUAGCAGACGAAACGGAGUUGUCGGUACAGAGUGAAUGGAGUGGCUACCGCAACGCCAACGCACUGCACUGCAUUUCCAGUCAUAUCAUGAUUUGGAAUUCCUUGGAAUGGGUGGACCAAAGGAGAAGGUUGGUGGUUGGGAUGAUGUGCAGUGCAGUGCCUGUGUGGCUGGUCGCUGUGUUUGUUUCGGGGUAUGGGUAAGAGUAAGGGUACUGUAGGCAGGGGUGGAGAGAGCUUUGAGAUGAAGAAAAGGCAGGGAUGCAGAAUGUCCGUCCAGUUGAGCUCAGCUGCAGAUACGAAGAGGAAGAAAUAGGCACUUAUGAGGCUGCUGAAAGACUUGUACUGUCCAGCCUUGUCCUCCUGUCCUACGGAGCGGAGCGAAGUACGCAUUAUUGUUUUGUUGCCUUGUAGCUUUGUUGCAUACUUCAAUUUGUUCCGAGUUGAUAUGAUAAUCAAUGUGUCCUAUCAUUUUCAAACGGAUAAGUUGACAGUGGUCAGGGGGAAAGCAACGA